AUGCUACCCACACCAGACACUUCCCACGUCCCCUUCGAGCGGGUCUAUGAGCCGGCGGAGGACUCGUAUCUCCUCCUGGACACCCUCUCCGCUCCCUCGGAGACCCAAUUCCUCACCUCGCGCUUCGGCGCCACCACCCCUCCCUCGUCCUCGUCGCCUUCGCCGACCCCUGCAGCGCCCCUCGUUGUCGAGAUCGGCACCGGCUCCGGCGUCGUGGUGGCCUUCAUCACCGCCCACGCCCUCACCCUCUUCGGCACCCCCCACGUCCUGACCUCGGGCGUCGACCUCAACGGGCACGCCUGCAAGGCCACAAAUUCCACCGUCCUCCGCGCGCGUGCCGAGAACCCGGCCACCUCGUCGCAAUCAUGGCUCGGCGCCGCCAUGGGCGACCUCACGGCACCGCUGAAGGAGGGCAGCGUCGACGUGCUGGUCUUCAACCCACCUUACGUCCCCUCACCUGAGCUUCCCGCGCAGACGUCCGGCGCGCUGGUCGCGGACGGCGAGAGGAAGACGACCUUUGACGAGGACUCGUACCUGCUCUCGUUGUCGUAUGCUGGCGGGCAGGACGGAAUGGAGACGACGGACCGGCUCAUCGAGGCGCUGCCAGGGGUCCUGUCGCAGAGGGGGUGUGCGUACAUCCUGCUCUGUGCGCAGAACAGGCCGGAGGAGGUCAAGGCCCGCAUCGAGCGGCUUGGGGGGGGAUGGAGGGCCAUCACGGUGGGGGAGAGCGGUAAGAAGGCCGGAUGGGAGAAGUUGCAAAUCGUCAGGGUGUGGAGAGAUGGGCAGCAUGCGCCGUAG
Molecule: messenger RNA, 798 nt
Organism: Colletotrichum higginsianum IMI 349063
Lineage: Eukaryota; Fungi; Ascomycota; Sordariomycetes; Glomerellales; Glomerellaceae
Product: N-glutamine methyltransferase mtq2
Exons: 1
Coding region: 1-798 (265 amino acids)
Biological process (GO): methylation
Cellular component (GO): eRF1 methyltransferase complex
Molecular function (GO): S-adenosylmethionine-dependent methyltransferase activity; protein methyltransferase activity; nucleic acid binding
Source: RefSeq, a predicted model, not a curated record